AUUUGUCACGAAACCGACAGUGACGCUAUCAGUUUUACCUCCGAUAAGCAUAGAACCUUUCGCAUAUUUUCUCUUGACCUCAGCUUCUUCUUCCUCUUCAUCAACACCGAAAGCAAUCGAAAGAGAAACCAAUCAAACAACUAGGAUAAAAUUGGAAAAUUCAGUUUGAGGUCUAGAAUCAAUGGCGUCUAAAGUUAUCUAUUCCACAAUCCGCCGAACCCUAACGAAGCCACACGGCGCUGUUUCCCGGCGUCAUCACUUGUCUACCGCCGCCGCUGCUACCACUACCGCGACGGCGGUGGAUAAUUACAACGAUAAAUCGGGGAUCGUGAUGAAAGGAGUUCGAAUUUCAGGUAGACCUCUUUAUUUGGAUAUGCAAUCGACGACUCCGCUUGAUCCUAGGGUAUUCGACGCGAUCAAUGCGUCUUCAAUCUAUGACUAUGGGAAUCCUCACUCGCGAACGCAUCUUUACGGCUGGGAAGCUGAGAACGCUGUCGAGGUCGCACGAAACCAGGUCGCGAAAUUGAUCGGCGCUUCGCCGAAGGAGAUCGUAUUCUUAUCUGGCGCGACGGAGGCGAACAAUACCGCGGUGAAAGGGGUGAUGCACUUUUACAAGGAGAAGAAGAAACACGUCAUAACCACACAGACGGAGCACAAGUGUGUCCUUGAUUCUUGCAGGCAUUUGGAGCAGGAAGGAUUCGAGGUAACUUACUUGCCUGUGAAAACUGAUGGAUUAGUCGAUGUAGAGAUGCUGAGAGAGGCUAUUAGACCGGACACAGGGCUAGUUUCUGUUAUGGCUGUGAACAAUGAGAUUGGUGUGGUCCAGCCUAUGGAGGAGAUAGGUAGGAUUUGCAAGGAGCAUAAGAUUCCGUUCCAUACUGAUGCUGCUCAAGCUAUAGGAAAGAUACCUGUUGAUGUUGAGAAGUGGAAUGUUAGUUUGAUGUCAAUGAGUGGUCAUAAGAUCUAUGGACCAAAAGGAGUUGGUGCUCUGUAUGUGAGAAGGAGGCCGAGAAUCCGUCUCGAGCCACUGAUGAAUGGUGGAGGUCAAGAGAGGGGACUUCGUAGUGGCACGUUGUCUACACAACAAGUUGUUGGCUUUGGGGUUGCUUGUGAACUGGCGAUGAAGGAGAUGGAGUAUGAUGAGCAGUGGAUUAAGAGGUUGCAGGAGAGGUUGCUCAAUGGGGUUAGAGAGAAGCUUGAUGGGGUAGUGGUGAACGGUUCAAUGGAGAAUCGUUAUGUAGGGAAUCUGAAUCUGUCGUUUGCUUAUGUCGAAGGAGAGAGUCUUUUGAUGGGUUUGAAGGAAGUUGCAGUGUCUAGUGGAAGUGCUUGCACAAGUGCGAGUUUGGAGCCUUCUUAUGUGUUAAGAGCUUUAGGUGUGGAUGAGGAUAUGGCUCACACUUCGAUUAGAUUUGGGAUUGGUAGGUUUACCACGGAGGAAGAGAUCGAUAAAGCGAUCGAGCUUACGGUCAAACAAGUUGAGAAGUUGAGAGAAAUGAGUCCCCUUUAUGAAAUGGUUAAAGAAGGUAUUGAUAUCAAGAACAUACAAUGGUCUCAACACUGAUUCAACAGUUCUACUGAAACCGUGCGGUACAAGAGGGAAACUCGGGUCUGUGUACGGCCGGGUAUGAGCCAUGCUGAGAUGUGAGUAUGACCCGAUGAUCUGAUCCUGAGUUCUUACUAUGAACUUGUUGGUAAUUUAUCUAUAUUUGCUUUUCUAGAUAGUUUUCAAGUGAGAGUUUCUUGUAUGGUUUUGUAAUAAACAGAGCAGGAACAAAACUUGGGUUGGAUUGUGAUCGUUUGGAUGAUUAAUUUCUAGGUGUUAUGAACCUUAAUAAUAAUAGCUAUUUUUAUUUUAUUUUA
Eutrema salsugineum is the source of this 1860-nucleotide messenger RNA. Its product is annotated as cysteine desulfurase, mitochondrial. Gene Ontology annotation, molecular function: cysteine desulfurase activity; pyridoxal phosphate binding. The transcript has a single exon. The coding region runs from base 182 to 1561 and encodes 459 amino acids. Gene Ontology annotation, biological process: [2Fe-2S] cluster assembly. The record is from RefSeq and is a predicted model, not a curated record. Lineage: Eukaryota; Viridiplantae; Streptophyta; Magnoliopsida; Brassicales; Brassicaceae. Gene Ontology annotation, cellular component: mitochondrion; cytosol.